Molecule: messenger RNA, 3105 nt
Organism: Haliotis rubra (blacklip abalone)
Lineage: Eukaryota; Metazoa; Mollusca; Gastropoda; Lepetellida; Haliotidae
Exons: 1
Coding region: 1-3105 (1034 amino acids)
Biological process (GO): proteolysis
Molecular function (GO): nucleic acid binding; aspartic-type endopeptidase activity; zinc ion binding
Source: RefSeq, a predicted model, not a curated record
AUGAAGGGACAGGUAGACACCGUUAUUCAGAUGGAUAAGAGAGAAGAGGGUACCACAGAUAGUCAGGGUACAGAGGGUAGUGGCGGGGCUACCACUAGCCUGAGUUCUUCAAAUAAUGAAGAGAGAAUAACUUUUGUUAAGAAUAAGAGAAAGGCUUUGAGGGGCAAGAUUACAAGAAGUAUUAACAGAGUAAGAGGAUCUAUUCAGAGAAAGGAUACAAAUCAGAGAAGAUUUCUGAGAGAAUUAGAGGCAAUUAGGUCAGACUAUGGUCUGGCAUGUGACUUUCAUGGUGAACUCUAUUCAUAUGUUGAUGAAUCUCAAGUGCAGAAGCUGGAUCAGUGGGAGAGUGAUCUGAUUGAAGACAUGCAUACAAUAGAGGAGGAAGUAGAGGAUUAUUUGAUGUCUCUAGAUAGAGAAGACACAGAGCCCUCAGCAGGGAAAUCAGGAUCAAAUAGUACCAGAGCUACAAGAAAGAAAGAUGAACACUCUUCUAAGUGGAAUGAUACAGAGAGCUCUGGAACACAAGAUAAACAUUCAGAGACUAAUAGAACUGAACAGAAAAAUGUGGAACCCAUUCCAUCAACUUUUAGUGAAUCUGGAUCAAACAGUUUUGCUUUCGAUUCAUGGAUAAACAAUCUUGUGGAGUUUCAAGAGACCAACCUGCCAUCUGCUGUGAGUAACAUGUCUGUGGCUGAUGCACUUUACAAGCUUGAGGCAAGUAAAGACAUUCCCCCAGUAAAACUAGGGAAAUAUGAUGGUAACCCACUAGAUUAUGUUGAUUUUAUUGAACGGUUCAAGAUUCACAUUCAUGACAAACCCCAUUUGUCAGACGACUUGAGGAUGGUACAACUUCGUAUGCAUCUGACAGGUGAUGCAGAGCGUGCUUUGUGCAGUUUAGGAUCCAGUGGCUCCAUGUAUGCGACAGCAAUCAAGAUGUUGCAAGAUCAGUUUGGACAGCCAAGUCUAAUUGCUCGUGCUAUUGUGAACAAGUUGACCAAGGGAGCAAAGAUUCCACCAAAUAACAGAAAUGCUCUUCGGGACUUGUCGCUUGAUCUGAUUAACAGCAUAGCAACUUUGAAGAGGCUGAAUCAUUUUGCGGAUGUCAAUGCUAAUGAGAAUCUCAGAAAGAUAGUGUUGAGAUUGCCAGGUUAUCUCAUAGAGAAGUGGAAGAGUUUCGUCACAAGCCUGAGAGAGAAAGGGGACACACCUUCAGUGAUUCAUAUAAGUGACUUUGUUCGUCAACGCGUCAAAGCUGAAUUUGACCCAGAUUUUGGUGAUCUUGACAGACUGAAACCUGAUCACCGACAUGAGAGAUCCAGAGAGAAUGAAAGGACCAGGAGAGGGAUCUACUCUCAACAGACAGUAAAAAGAGCUGUCAGGUGCUAUCUUUGUGCAGAAGAUCAUCGGAUUUCACACUGUCCGACAUUCCUGGACAGCGAUGUGAAUGACCGCAUACAGAAGACAAGAGAUAUGAGGUUAUGUUUUUCUUGUCUUGUGAAGGGACACACAGCCAGGGAAUGUAGGUCUAAAAGAGCAUGCGGAAAGGACGGAUGUACUCGUACACAUAAUGAACUUCUCCAUAUCAGUCCACCUGUAGCGAGUGCGUGCUCACCAGCGCUUGAUCGUGAUGGGAUUUUGCCAGUUAUUAGAGGUAUAUUUAGAGGAAGUAAUGGAAAACUGAGAGAAGGAAAUAUUCUUGUUGACAGUGGAGCUUCAACCUCAGUUAUUAGAAGAGACUUUGCUAGAGCAUUAGGUUUGCAGGGAAAACAUGAAAGGUUAGAUGUGUCAGUUGUCGGAGAGGAAGUCCUGCAAAAUGCAAACAGUCGACGACUCAAGUUUUGGUUGUCAUCCUUGGAUGGAGGAGAAGAAUGGCCCAUAGAGGCAUAUGAACUUGAGAAAACAGUGACAGGUGUACCUGCUUUGGAUAGUCAGUGGUUACAGUCAUUUUCCCACCUUUCAGAUUUGAGCUUUAAUCACAAAGCAGGACCAAUAGACUUGAUAUUGGGGAUACAAUAUUCUCACUUACAUGCGGAAAUAGAGAAUCGACAAGGUUUACCGUUUCAACCAAUUGCAAGAAAGUCAGUGCUUGGAUGGUACGUCCUUGGGCCUGAUAACACAAAGAGAAUGUCAACAGUUUGUUCAGUCAAUUUCAUGGAAAAGAUUAACUUGGAGAAAUUCUAUGACUUUGAAACUAUUGGGAUCCAAUCUCCCAACUGCAGCUGUCCCAAAGAAUCUAUUUCAAGUGAUGAUAAGACGGCCAUGGAGAUGUUCAAGGCAUCCUGCAAGAAAGUUGGAGAGAGAUAUGAAAUAGCCUUGCCUUGGAAGAUGGAUCCGCACAUGCUGCCGGACAAUUACCCUCUCGCGGAAAGGAGACUUUGUUCACUAGAGAGGAAUCUUCUCAAGAAUGAAGAUAAAGCAAAGAUGUAUGAUAACGCCAUGCAAGAGUAUGUGAAAAAUAAAUGGGCAGAGCCAGUCAGUGAGGAAUCAAGCGACGCAAGUCCAGUCUACUAUCUUCCACACCAUGGAGUAUAUCGACCAGAGAAAAUAAGUACGCCACUUCGGAUUGUAUUUGACCCAGCCUGUAUCCAUAAAGGGACAUCUCUGAAUUCAUUCUUGUACAAGGGACCAUGUUUGAUAGGCAACUUGUAUGGAGUUUUGCUCAGGUUUAGGGAGGAAGUGGUUUCCUUUGUAGGUGACAUUUCCAAGAUGUAUCUCCAGAUUCUCUUGCCAGAGAGUGACACCCAGGUUCAUAGGUUUCUUUGGAGAAACUUAGAUGUCAACAGGAAACCACAAAUUUAUCGUCUGCUUCGAGUGACAUUCGGCGAUAAACCGUCUCCGGAUAUGGCAAGUUACGUCAUCCUUCAUAUUGCUGAAGAAAACAAGGAAGAGUUCCCUGAAGCAGCAGUUGUGCUUCAAAGAGAUAGAUACAUGGAUGACCUGAUUCAUUCCUGUUCAUCACCAGAGCAAGCAGUACAGAAGAUCCAAGAUCUGGACAAAAUUUUGUCUACUGGAAGUUUCCACAUUAAGGAGUGGUACUGUUCUUCAGAGACUGUACGUGAAAAAUAUCAAAGAAGGAAGGGGAUUCUGAGCAGCAUGCAUCAGUGA